Molecule: messenger RNA, 1058 nt
Organism: Serinus canaria (Common canary)
Lineage: Eukaryota; Metazoa; Chordata; Aves; Passeriformes; Fringillidae
Gene: RHOQ
Product: ras homolog family member Q
Exons: 5
Coding region: 79-573 (164 amino acids)
Biological process (GO): cortical actin cytoskeleton organization; small GTPase-mediated signal transduction
Molecular function (GO): GTP binding; GTPase activity
Source: RefSeq, a predicted model, not a curated record
GCGGCGGCGGCGGCGGCGAUGCCGAGGGGCCCGGCUCGGCGGGGCGCGCCCGCGGGGCCAUGAGGGCGGGCUCCGGCCAUGGCCCAUGGCAGCGCGGCGGUCAUGCUGAAGUGCGUGGUGGUGGGGGACGGCGCCGUGGGCAAGACGUGCCUGCUGAUGAGCUACGCCAACGACGCCUUCCCCGAGGAGUACGUGCCCACCGUCUUCGACCACUACGCAGUCAGCGUUACCGUCGGGGGCAAGCAGUACCUGCUGGGGCUGUACGACACCGCCGGCCAGGAAGACUAUGAUCGUCUGAGACCUUUAUCUUACCCUAUGACCGAUGUCUUCCUUAUCUGCUUCUCAGUGGUAAACCCUGCUUCAUUUCAAAACGUGAAGGAAGAGUGGGUACCAGAGUUGAAGGAAUAUGCACCUAAUGUUCCCUUUUUACUAGUAGGAACACAGAUUGAUCUCCGUGAUGACCCAAAAACUCUGGCAAGACUGAAUGAUAUGAAAGAGAAGCCCGUAUCUGUGGAGCAAGGACAGAAGUUAGCAAAAGAGGAGCCUACUGUUACGUGGAGUGUUCAGCUUUAACACAGAAAGGACUGAAGACUGUUUUUGAUGAAGCUAUUAUAGCCAUUCUAACUCCAAAGAAACACACAGUGAAGAAGAGAAUAGGCUCAAGAUGCAUAAACUGCUGUUUGAUCACGUGAGAGACAUUUGACAAUGGCCAGGCUUACUGUGAAAUUCUACUGAUUUUAAAUACAAUGCAUUAAGUACAUAGUGAAUUUGUUCCAGGUUUGAAAGUUAAACCUACGUUUCUGCCUUCUACAACCAGUGAAAUCCAGAGGAAUAAAACCAAACUCAAUGGACUUGUAAUAAGAAGACACCACAUUUGUUACAAAUAUUUUAUUUAGACUGGAAGGUACAAUCUCUCAGGGUUACACAGUCUAGAGGAAGCAAAAAUUGCACCAUGCUGAAAUGGCAUCUAUGUGAUCUUACUGAGUGGAGAUGCUUGGCCUGAAAUACUCUAACUGAAUUUGGACAGUCUUCUGCUUUUACUAUAUAUAUAUAUAUAU